Molecule: messenger RNA, 1157 nt
Organism: Amborella trichopoda
Lineage: Eukaryota; Viridiplantae; Streptophyta; Magnoliopsida; Amborellales; Amborellaceae
Product: protein PHLOEM PROTEIN 2-LIKE A1
Molecular function (GO): carbohydrate binding
Source: RefSeq, a predicted model, not a curated record
UACGAUUUGGAUAAAGAUUUGAAGGGUUCCAUAUUCGUGAGAACACUUUGGAAAAGUAUGCAGUCAAGUUAUUGCUAUAUCAUGGUGCUACAACUGUAAAUCGUAGUUUCUACCUCAUGCCAGAGUGUCGUACAUGAACAAUUAAGAUUCGUAACGCAACAAUGGCCAGCUUAGAUUUCUUUUCAAGUACUCAAAUUCGAACCAUCCUCUCAUAUAUACAGUGGAUCUUCAUCAUAUAAAUUCUCAAGGAACCAUGUAAAAACCCUCAAAUUCAUUAGUGCUCUCCUUCUUGCUAUGCUCACUGCAUUGUUGUGAGGAAAUCCAUCCAAAUACAAUAGCUCAGGAAGACUCGUUUGGAACAUGGCGUCUCCACACCAAAAGGCCAUCAUUAAUGGCGUGACAAUGCGUGAAUCAAAGAGUGCAGGUGCAAAAACCAAGUGCUCAAAGAUCGUCCUCAACCCAAGGGCCCUAGACAUAGUUUGGGGCGGAAAUAAUCGUUACUGGGAUUAUGUGAAGGAUCAGCAAAGCGAAUGUGCCAUGCUCAAGAGUGUGUGUUGGCUCGAAGUGAGUGGGAGAGUCGAUCUCGACAAGCUCAUCCCUAGUACCGAUUAUCAGAUAAAAUUUUCUGUGCGACUCAAUGAGAAUGCGUCAGGUUGGGACAAGGAUGUCAUAUUCAAGGCCAGGGUUGGCUACAAUGUAGCCCGAACAACCCGCUGCAAAUUGAUUAAGAACAAGCAAUUCUAUGAGGUGCCCAAUGAGCUAACUUUCAAAACUCCAAAGAAAAGUUCAGGUGGGAGGCUCUCUUUCGGGAUGUACGAGAUCGAGGGCCAAGCAUGGAAGUCAGGGCUCCUUAUCGAGAAAAUCACAAUCAGUCAAGUUAACCCUGCAUAAGCUGCACAGGGCCAACAAGGUUCAUGGCUUCUUUAUUUGUACUGGUUAAAGUUCAAGUGAGUUUCAGUUCAGUUUCCUUUUUUUCUUUUUCUUUCACCAAGUAGUGAGUUUCAGUCUUGAAAGUUAGUAUGGACCUUUUUUUUUUUUUGGAUUGUGUAUUGAGACCCUUAAAUGGAUGGUGUAUUGAGACCCUUAACCAAUAAUGUAAUGGAGGAUUGUGUAUUGAGACCCUUACCCAAUAAUGUAUUGAGACCCUUAACCAAUAA